Molecule: messenger RNA, 528 nt
Organism: Scylla paramamosain (green mud crab)
Lineage: Eukaryota; Metazoa; Arthropoda; Malacostraca; Decapoda; Portunidae
Product: histidine-rich glycoprotein-like
Exons: 3
Coding region: 1-528 (175 amino acids)
Source: RefSeq, a predicted model, not a curated record
AUGAACCACACCACACCGCACCGUGUACACUGCACCACAGUGCACCACACCACACAGGAGGAGGCAGUAGACACCUGCCGAAACGAUAAUUACUCCCAUGCACUGCACCACACUCCAUCGCACCGCACCACACCACACCACACCACACCACACCACAACACACCACACUACACCAUACCAUACAACACUGCACCACACCACAAUGCAUCACACUGCACCCACUACACCACAUCACACAUCACCGUACUGCACCACACUACACCACACCACAAUGCACCACACUUAACCCCACCACAUAACACCACACUAAACCAAAAUGCACCACACCAAACUACACAACACCACACUGCACCACACCACUCUGCACCACACUACACCACACUACACCACACCACACUGCACCAUACCACACUGUACCACACCAUAUUGCACCACACCACACCACAUCACACUGAACUACACCACACCAUAAUACGCUUUGGUAGAUCUCACCGCAUCCUGCUCUACGAAUACAUGUCUGUACAAUAA